Achroia grisella is the source of this 455-nucleotide messenger RNA. RefSeq names its product waprin-like protein. Lineage: Eukaryota; Metazoa; Arthropoda; Insecta; Lepidoptera; Pyralidae. Gene Ontology annotation, cellular component: extracellular region. The record is from RefSeq and is a predicted model, not a curated record. Bases 46 to 363 code for a protein of 105 amino acids. Gene Ontology annotation, molecular function: peptidase inhibitor activity. The transcript has 4 exons.
ACAUCAGCGAAGAUUAGACGUGUCUGCAGGAAAUCGAGGAAAAACAUGGGUUACCUUACAAUAGUGCUCUGUUUUGCUAUGACAUUGACGGUUAUCAGUGAAGCAGCUAACAGUAGAUGCCCACCACCAUCCAAGGUGUACGGGUGUACACCUAAAUGCCAUGAGGACUACGACUGCAAGCACGGGAAGAUUUGCUGUCCAAACUCUUGCAACACCAAGUCUUGCGCAGAUCCAUCGCCAUACUCUAUGAAUACAGGCAAAUAUGGCGGUGCUGGCGUUUACUGUGACGGCGUGAAGUGCAAACCUCACGAAAUUUGCAAACCUGAUCGAUACAGUAAGAGAUUAAAAUGCCAACAUCCAUGAAAACCCAAUAAUUAUGUUGGACACAAAAAUAUCAUUAUGUGUCUAUACAAAAAUAUCAUUAUUUACAAAUGAAUGCGACCUCCAAAUCUAUA